AUGGUUGAAGUGCAAGUUUCGUAUGGAUUUAUCUUAUUUAAUGAUUAUGUGAUAAAAAGAAUAAAAUUAACCGUGUUUUUGUUUAAUAAUUAUAAUGAGAAUGUUUAACAUUAGUUUAAAUUGUCAAUUUGUGUUGAAAAUCAUUUCAUUAGUUUAAUGAGUCAUUAUAGGAUGCCAUGUCCUCCAAAUGAUACAUAUGAUUAAUAAUUAUGUAUAUUAAUCUUGAGUCAUUUUAUUUAUUCUCUAAGUUUAGAGACUUUGAAAUUAAUUAUUUAUGGAAGUUCUUAUGGUGUAAUAUAAAUAUUAAUUAAACUUGCUCUUAGCGAUUUUAUUAUGUAAACAAGAAAUUGGAGAAAGAAAAAAUAGCUUUUGGAAAAACUAGCUCGAAAAAAUGAAGCAAGUAAUAGAGCGAUAUAUAAUUGAUAGUAGCAUAGGCUAAAAAUGACCAGUAGUUAUCUGAAAGUAAUAGGGAGUUUUUCUAGAAGUUCUAGAAUUUCUAUGAAAACGUCAAGGACAUAUCGAUUCCGUCCUUAUAGUAAUGUAUUUUUGUAUUCAGGUUUCUGUAAGAAUAAUUUCAUAUUUCCGAAUUAUUAACUGACCAACAAGUAUACUAAUUACAAAUGGAUUUACAUCAACAAUGGACUCCGAAGUUGAGAAAGAAUUGGACUGAUGACGACAAAUAGAUUCUCAUUUGGAUUGUAUUAAAAAUUUGUGCAAGAGAUGGAAUUAGCAUACGGAAAAUAGUAAAUUUUGAAGUAAUUUAAGCAUAAUAAGAUUUGGGAAGAGGUAGUAAUGUUGCUUAGUCGACGUACAGUUGAAUAAUGCAAAAAUAAAUGGAAUGACUUAUUGAAAUUAUCAUUAUAAUAAAUUCCAUGGACUGAAGAAUAAGAUAUACUUUUGCUUGAUUUAAUUAGGUUAAUUUGAUUUUAAUAUAUUAGAAAAAGCAAAGAGGAAGGUAAAUAGAACAAAUGGUGCAGAUUGGCCAAUUUACUCAAUCAGCACUUUAAGGAAUCUCCAAGAACUGGGAAGCAAUGCAGAGAAAGAUGGAAUAACCAUUUAAAUCCUGACAUAAAUCGACAUCCUUGGAAUAUUGAAGAAGAUAUUGAGUUGUUAGAAAUUGUAAAAAAACACCAUAGAAAAUGGGCUUUUAUUUCAAAAAAUUUAAAGACCAAAAGAAGUGAAAAUGCAGUUAAAAAUAGGUUUAAUUGUUUACUUAAAAAAAACCAUUGCACUUCAAUUACAACCCUCAUUAACAUGUUAAAAAAUAGAUUUAAAACUGAGAAUCCCACUAUUCCUUUAUCAGCCCUUAAGAAAUAGAAGGUGUAUCACUAUUAUUAAAAGGAUCAGGAUCCUUAAAGAUAAUAAUAUAUUAAUUAAUAAACAAAUCAAACAUCAUUUGCGAUUGAAAUAUUUGAUAACCUGAAUUUAAGCGACCUAAAAAACCUUUAGCCAGCAUUUUACAAUUCAAAAACUCAAACCAUUAUUAUGAGUUCUAAAUAGCAAUUAUAGACUUUCCUUAAUAAUCAAGUGAUUAAAGUUGAGAGUGGCUUAAAUAUGAACUUUUUUAGUGAAAUGAAUAUUUAGCAACCAGAACUUUCAAAUCAUAAUUCCAGUGUCCUUAAUAUCAAUGAUUCUUCAAAUUUUGUAAGGUAUGUACCAUGUAUGAUUCCUAAUUUGGUAUCACAAUAAACAGGGAAUGAGGAUAAAAAGUAUAUUAUAACAUUAAUUUUAGAUCUCAAUUCAAUAUUCCUGGAUUAAAGACCUAGAACAGCCAAUAACAGGCAUUAUUAAGAAAUAAGAAUUGUAGUUCUUUCACAUUCUUUUCAAAUUAAUAAUAACGGGACAGUACAGAAAAAUCAAUUUAAAAUACUAGUCCAUUAGAAUAGCGAGAUUUAAUUGCAAUGAAUAAAUUAUAGGUGGAAUUCACGGCAAAUGAGUGA
Paramecium octaurelia is the source of this 1940-nucleotide messenger RNA. Lineage: Eukaryota; Ciliophora; Oligohymenophorea; Peniculida; Parameciidae. The record is from the annotation of a GenBank genome assembly.